Cornus florida is the source of this 964-nucleotide messenger RNA. RefSeq names its product protein C2-DOMAIN ABA-RELATED 1-like. NCBI's taxonomy places the organism in Eukaryota, Viridiplantae, Streptophyta, Magnoliopsida, Cornales, Cornaceae. The transcript is spliced from 3 exons. The coding region runs from base 204 to 701 and encodes 165 amino acids. The record is from RefSeq and is a predicted model, not a curated record.
CACUUACUGUCGCUGUGCGAUUUGUUGGUAUAAAAAGUAAAAACAUCAAAAGAGGUCAGAAUCGUCAAACCAAGGAAUCAAAACCACUCUGUCUGCUACAAAAGUCUCUCUCAUAAUCAAAACCAAUUCUCUUUCAUCCAUUCAUUUCGAGUCUCUCAGCAAGCAACCAGUUGAACUUGUCCAGUACACCCAUCUUAAUUCAGAUGGAAAACUCGUUGGGUCUUCUCAGAAUUCACGUCCACAGAGGCGUAAACCUUGCUGUCAGAGAUUCCACGAGCAGCGAUGCCUACCUUGUUGUCCGAAUGGGCAAACAGGAAUUGAAGACUCCUGUAGUGAAAAAUGACGUCAAUCCUGAGUGGAAUGAAGAUUUGACACUCUCUAUUGCAGAUCCUAAUAUUCCAAUUAAGCUUUCUAUUUAUGACAAGGACACAUUCACCAUUGAUGACAAAAUGGGAGAUGCAGAGUUGGACAUCGGACCAUUUGUUGAAGCACUAAAGAUGCAGUUGGGAAAUGUCGCUAAUGGAACCAUCGUCACAAGAGUAAUACCGAGCCGGGAGAACUGCUUGGCAGAAGAGAGCUGCAUUGUCUGGACGGACGGCAAGGUUGUCCAGAACAUGUUCCUUCGACUGCAAAAUGUCGAGAGUGGCGAGAUUGAACUCCAGUUGCAGUGGAUAGAUGUUCCUGGUUCCAGUGGUUUGUAGAUCUAAUAUGAACUAUCUUUGUUUAUUGCUAAGCAUGGUAUGGUAUGCAGACAGGUUUGGUGUGUUUCUCUAGUUGUUAUUUUGUUAAGUCAUGUAAUAUAGAGUAUGCUUAAUUCCAAGGGUUGGCUCAUGGGUGAGUCACGUGACUCUGGUGUCUCGGAAAGCAUCAUGUCUAUGGUUCGACUCUUCUUUGAUGCAAACAAUUUCUCUAAGUAGGGUGUGUGUCUAUCAAAUAAGAAAAAUAGAGUAAAGUUUUGUAUUAA